Molecule: messenger RNA, 5090 nt
Organism: Paramecium octaurelia
Lineage: Eukaryota; Ciliophora; Oligohymenophorea; Peniculida; Parameciidae
Source: the annotation of a GenBank genome assembly
AUGCCAGACCGCUAUUAUUGUUUAACAAAUUCUUCCAGAAUAUCAAGUAUUAAUACACUUAUUUAAAGCCUUGACCUCAAUUAUGAUGACACUCAAAUAUGGUCAGAAAUUUUCUUGAUUUUAAUGUUGGCUAUGCAACUAUUAUACUUUCUUUGUUUUGUUCAUCUAUAUUGUUGCUAUAGAGUCAAGGUUUAGAAGCAGUUAUAAAGGAAACAUUACGAGCCAAUUCAAUAUAGGGAGUAACAAGUAGGAAUCUCCUUUACAUAGAAGGAAAUAUACAGUAUAAUUAACUUGAUUGGAGUUUCUGAAUUUUAUAUAACUUUUGGAACAAAAAUUUUUAAAUAUCUCUUUCAUUAUCCAAUAAUUCAAUUAGCGUUAAGAAAGAUAUUAACUCUACAAAUCUAAUGUAAUUAUUUAAACUCAAUAUAGAUUCUAAUUUAAAUACUUAUUAAAUUUUGGUAUUAAUCAUCACUUAUAUAGUAUUCAUACUAAAUAUCUUCUGUUAUUUCUUGAAUGAGGCUCAUGAUGUCUAAUUUUCAUUUAAAAAGAUCGAUUAUUUAUCUCGCUUUUAUUCUAAUAUGACAAAGAUAUAAUCUUUAAAAAUAGAAAUACUGAUUAUUAUAGUUUCCAUCUUAGAUAAUUUAGAGAUUGAUAAAAUAGCGCUCCUAUUAGUUGAACUAAGUUUACUAAUUUUAAUAAUAGCCAUAUCAUAUAGACAUCCAUAUUAUUAAGAGAAAUUGAUGAAUAAAAUUUAAAUAUAAUCUUUUUCACUCUACUUAUGCAUAAUUUUGUGUAUUUUCAUUUUUGCAGAAGGACUUAAUUAAGAUUUUUCAGAAUUGAUACUAAUUCUAAUACCAUUAGUAUUUGAAAUCUCUAAUCUGAUGUAUAUACAACAGGAGAAUAAAUCAGAGAUUCUGAGUUAUGAAAAUAGAAAUUUUGAUUAUUUGAUGAUGAAUAUAUACAACCAAUGCGAGGAAUCUCUUGGUAGAAAUGGGAUAUUGUUGAAUGAAAUCAAAUAUCGAUUACCAAAGAACUUAAACCUUUAUGCCCUCUCUACUAAUCAUAUAAUAAAUUGUCAAAAUGGAAAUGGUUGUUUUUGCAGCUGUUAUAAAAAACAAAAUGAUCAUUUCAUCACUCGAUAAUAAUUCAAAUAUUAUAUCAAAGAGCUGAUAAGGUUUCAUUAUGAAUUAAAAUUGUUGUGUUUGAAUAAAAACAAUUCUAAGAAAUAUGCCAAAAGCUACUUUUAUUAUAUCCUUUAUUUAUCAAAAGUUAUUAAAAAGCCUACAAAAGCAUUUCAUGAGAUAAUCAAGUUAAAAAACAAUAUGUAUACAGGUUUGAAUCUUUUGGAUUAAAUGUUCACUAAUUCAGUCGAAUUGCUUGUCAAAGGUGAUUUUCUAAGGAUGAUUGAGAACAAAAGUAUUACCAAUCAAAAAUAUGAUUGUUUUAAAGUGUUUAAUUACAAUAAAUCAAUAAAUGAAUGGAAAGAAUAAUUUGGUGUUGUGUUAUAAAAGUAAAAAUAAUGGUAUGUGACCCUAUUAAAUAGGAAUCUUACAUAACUAAUAGUUGAUGGUAUGCAUUUGCAAAAUCUAAUUACAACUUAAGAAGAACAACUUAAAUAUAUAUUUAAUUUAAAUCCAAUAUCCUAUUAGUGUCACAUCUUGAUUCAUUUAUUCUACAAAUACAUAAAUUUCAACAAAAAGAAAAUUGAAAUUCCUGCAAUAGAUUCCUCCUUGUCCUUUAAAUUUUAAAACUCUAUUAAUGGAAUUCUAUUUCAUAGAGAGGCUUCUCUUGUCUAUUUAACAUUGUUAGAUACCAAAGGAAUCAUUAAAAACUACACAAAAACAUUUAGAGAUGCUCUAUGUACAAUAGAUAGUGAAAUAAUGAAUAGUUCCAUUAAUAAUUUCAUUCCAGACAUCAUAGCAGAGGUGCACGAUCAAUAUUUAGACAAUUUUGUAGAAAGUGGAAGGAUCAAUAUUAUGAAAUCAGAUAGAAGAUUUUUACUGGUGAAAAAUAAAUUAGGGUUUAUAUUUCCUAUAAUAGCCAAGGUGAGAUUGGAGACAGAUUUAGGAUCAGAUUUUGGGUCUUCUGCUCUUAUUCUACCUACCUAUCAAAAUUAUCAUUACAUUAUGUUGAAUAAGUAUGGUUUAGUGGAAGAGAUCAGUGAAAAAUUAUACAAUGAAAUUAUCUUACCUAUAUUAUGCAUAGAUAUAAAAUCUAUUAAAUCUUUGGAUUGUCUCAAACUCAUACCGAAAUUAAUUAAAACUUGGAAACAACUCAAUCAAACAGAUAUUUUAGAAUAAGAACUCAAGAAUCCCUAUCAAUCUUAUAUGGUCAUUCCAAAGAAAAAAAAGAAAUAGAAAAUACUUUUGUCAUCUUGGGGGAAGGAGAAGACAACCAUUUAUGAGUUCUUAAAAGCCUAGGAUCAAGUUAACCAAAACUACUUUGACAAUUUUAAUUAGAUGUAUAUGUUUAGAAUUACAUUCAAAAUAGUUGAGUUUCACACAUUUUAGGAAACGUAUCUAUAAUAUAUAUCAUCAUUUUAGUAUUUAUUGUAUCGAAAUUCAAACUAUUAAACCUGUUCGUGAAUCACAAAGAAUCGAAAUAUUUGAGAAAUUAAUAGAAAAGUCAGAUUACAUAAAUUUGAGUAGAAAAAUAACUAAAUUAAGUCCAGAUAGAUUGGAAAUUAAAAAGAAGAAAUGUAAGAAGUUGGAAAUCACUAAUUAAAAGGAAUCAUUAGGUUUCAUAUCUUUUUAACAAGAACAACAAACAAUUUAUAAUUUGGAAACUUAAAAAUUAAUUGAAGAUGACUAUAUGAUAAGACAGAAGGAAAUGUAGAUUAUGUUAACCAAUCCUCAUUACACUUUAGAAGUAAAUCAUGAAUUAAUAUAAGAUAGAGGAAUACUAAAAUUAAUUCAGUCACACAAACAGUCAAGAUAAGAGACUAUAGGAUUAGUAGACAUUUAGGAUGAAAUCUUCAGCAGCACAUAGCUUUGGUGCUUUGAAUCAUUUUGCCAGCAGUAACUCUAAUGGGAUUAGUUAAGCUUUUGGAUCUGAUCAGAAUAAACUUAUUGUACAUUCUAGUGCAAUAUUAGAAGCAUUAAAUGAAAAUAAAGAAUCAAUCAAAUCCAAGAAUUCUGAUGAACUCGUUGGAUCUAUUGAUAAUUUUCUAUUUGAUUAAGAUUAAAUGAAUUCCAUAUCUUCAUCAUAAAUCAGCGAUAUCAAAAUCAAGAAAACUUAAUUGAAACAUAACUUAUUUGAUGAAUAAACUAAACAACAUUGGACGAUACGCAUACUUAAUUUAAUUACCUUUAUUCUGCUUGUGAUCUUCAACAUAUACUAUUAUUAUGUUUUGAAUUAAGAAAAUAGGGUAAGAUAAAUAGGCCAUAUAUUUUAGAUCAUUGAAUAGGCUCUUGAAACAUAUAAAGUAUCCAACAAUUUCUAAGUGUAGAUUAACAAAUUCAUACUUACUUUCAAUUAUUCCAAUACAAAUAAAUUCAACUAUACUCUAUAUAUGAAAUUUUGUGCCAGUCGAUUUCAGAAUGACAUAUCUAAAUUCUAAUACUAUUCACUUAAUAUUGAAUAGAAUGCAAGUAAUUAAUAUUUAUAAUAGUUAGUACCAUAUCUCCAGAUUAGUGAAUUCGAAAAUAUAACAAACAUCAAUUUGUUUUAUUCAUUGGGAUACUUCUCUUAAUAUUUACUCUCCGAAUCAGAUUCCUCAAAUUAAGAAUACUAUUUAGAAUUUAUAGCCAGAAAUUUCAUAACCAUAAUUUCCUCGAAUUCUGCAUUAAAUUCAACUGUCAUUGAUGAUGGUUUAGAUUAAUUUAUGAAAGCACAAUAAUCAACAAAAAUAUCCUUUUAUCUGACAUUGAUAUCCCUUUGUUUGGCAUUUAUAUUUUACUUACUCCUCUUAAUCAAUAUAAACAAAGCGAAAUUGAAGAUAGUGGAAUUAUUUAAUACCAUUUCGAAGGGUCAUAUAAACUCUUUAGUAGAACAGAUUUCUACAGUUGGAAAAUUCCUGGAGAAAAUUGACUUUAUAAAUGAAGAAACUACUGAACAUCAAUUAGAUCAAAUAAAGUCGAAGAUUGCAUCUACUCCAGGAAUUAGAAUUAAAACUCCUCUAAGAAGAUAAUCGAUAAAAGUCAAAUUCAAUAAAUCCAAAGAAAACAGUAAAAGUAUUUUUUUAUUUUAGAUUCUAGCUGCUUUUACUUAUAUCAUUUAUUCAGCACUAUUAUUGAUAAGCUAUUUUAUUAUUUCUUCGUAGUAUAUUGGUUCUCUAAUCUAUUAAAAUUCAUUUGAAGAGUAAGCAAUGUAUUCUUUCGAGUAAUUACUUCUCUAUAAGUCAUCACAAUCAUAUUUAUUGUAACAGAAGAGCUUUUAGAAACUAUUAAUUAAAUACUUGCAAGUAGGAUAAGAGGAGAUGCUUUUUCUAAAUCAAUGUAAAUUUAUUUAUGUUAUCAGUAGUGGAAGAAGCAUUAAAGUAUAUGGAAGAACAAUUUGAUAUUUUUUAAGGAUUUGUCUAAAGAUUGAAUAAUUAAAAAUCCUUUUCAAAUUCAAUCUUUACAAAUGCCAUUAAGACUAAUGGCUGUUAAGCCUUUGAGCUCACUAUAGCAAAUACAGUUGAAGAUAGCUAAUUCUAUAAUGAGGAGAUUUGUAAAAGCUUUGAUAGUCUGACUUCAGGAUUAACAAUUUCAUUAGUUGCCAUCUAACAAAACAUUUAACAAUUUUACACAAUGCACAAGUUAAAUGAGAAUUAAUUUAAGUCAUAUUUGGCAUAUAUGGAUGUUAAUUCAACUUUAGAAAAUGAUAUUAUUAAUGUACUUUACACAUCUCAUGUUCUAACUCUGCUACAUGAUUUCAUGGCUAAUUAAUAGUAAUAAGAAAUAUCUUUGAAUUAUCUAGUGCACACUCUCAGAUUCAUUUAUGGGAUUAUACUUUAUCUAAUUUUGAUUAUAAUAAGUGACAAAAAUAUAAGAAGGUACUUACACAAAGAAUUAAUAAAAACUAAACAAUUAUUUUUAUUGAUACCUUUGGAAAUUUUGUGUGAGAAUUCAAAUGUAUUGUAGUAGUUAAUAAUAAGAAAUCAAAAAUGA